Teleopsis dalmanni is the source of this 891-nucleotide messenger RNA. RefSeq lists its product as uncharacterized. The transcript is spliced from 5 exons. Lineage: Eukaryota; Metazoa; Arthropoda; Insecta; Diptera; Diopsidae. The record is from RefSeq and is a predicted model, not a curated record. Bases 157 to 744 code for a protein of 195 amino acids.
UAUAAAAUUAUAAAAACCAAACCAAAUAUACCAAACAUAUUAUGGAGUGUUCGCAAAAUAAUUAAAAAACUUACAUUAUGACAGAUUUGACAUUUCUUAGCGCAAGCAGAAUUGUUAUGAUUUGCUUCUAGUUUCCUCUGUUGUGCUGUAUUCCUAAUGAAAAGAAGUGCUAUGGAACAUAUGACAUAUGAAAUUGCAGUGAAAAAAGCUCAACUUGUAGAACGUAAUCCGGCGCCUAAUGGACUCCCUUUAGUUAGUCCAAGUCGGGUAUCCAUGCACGAUGAAAUGGAUAUAAUAAGUCUGGCAGAAGAAAUCCAAAAGGCGGAUAAAAAUUUGCGAUCAAAUACAUGCGGAAAACUUUGCCUCAUUCUUGACCAGAUAAGAUUUUUGCAAUCACAAGCUGCUGAUAUAAUAAGAGAAGCAAAUGAAAGUAUGGAUUUAAAUAAAAUUGCUUGCAAUUUUGUAAAGCAAGCUGGGAAAGUGUAUCAUCUGUAUCAAAAGCCAUCGGGUCAAAAAUACUUCAGUAUAUUAACGCCAGAAGAUUGGAAUGGUUACAUAGAACAAACAUAUUUAGGUAGUUACAGAUUGGAGAACGAUUUUUCUUGGACAGCUGUAGACAAAAUUGAAGAACGUGAUCAAAAAAUGAAUAUAGCCGCAAAAUUAAUACAACAGCCUGCUAUAGAAGCUAUUUGUGCCCCAAGUUCACCUAUGGUUACAAAUAUCAUCACUGAAUCAAUAGACUGAAUAGUCAUAAAACGAAUAUUAAAGUAGCAAGAUUAUAGGAUAUAAAAUCAUAAAUAAAUAUAUAAUUAAGAUCCAAUUACUUUUUUUAAACUUAUACGAAUGAGUCAAAUAAAACGAAUUGUGCAUCUUGUUUCUCUCUGUAAAAUA